CAUAAGUCAAUCGUGUUGCCGUUAAAUAACAUGGAAUUCUAGCUAGCAUUGUAGCAUUUUCAGUGUAUAUGUUUUGUGUUAUAACCUGUGUUUUUUUGCUGAUCUGUGUUGUGCUGUUGUGGAGUGUACUAAGAAAUCAUGACUUGAAAAUUUCAACAAUUUCAAGAAAUAAUACUACAUAUCCUAAAGAAGGAGCUUGUACUGUUCUAGAACAGCAACAAAAAUGCCCCCAGAUUCGAAGAAGGGCGGUAAACUUGCCCCCUUAUCACCAUCACCGGUAUUGGACAUAUCCGACGAGGAACUGGUCACUAUCUCCGUGAGAGACUUGAACAGACAGCUGAAGAUGCGGGGUUUGACGAGAGAUGAGAUAGUCAGAAUGAAGCAAAGGAGGAGAACACUGAAAAACAGGGGAUAUGCUGCCUCCUGCAGGAUCAAGAGGAUAGAACAGAAAGAUGAGCUGGAGACAGAGAAAAACCAGGAAUGGAGAGACAUGGAGUCGAUGAGAGAUGAUAUUGCACAUGCAAGGGAAGAAAUGGCUGGUAUCGAGCAAAGAUAUGAGGCCUUAAAACAAUUUGCAAUUAGAAAUAAGAUUCCCAUCCCUCCAGAGUUAGAUCAGUUAUAAAUCAAAUUCAAGCGGAUAACAAAAUGAAAAUGGUAUUUAUCGAUCCGUUCAAGGGAGUGUGGUUAUCAGUUUGGUUAUGAGAUCCGUGACAUCAUGAAUCAGCUGUUAUAAGUCAUAGUUAUCACCGCAAAAUUGUGGUAUUUACCCAACUCAGGAGUAGUUUUAUAUUUCUGGUUAUUAUUUGGAAUGUGACAAGUUAGAUUUUUGCCAGGUAUUGGAUAUUGUUAUUGUACUUCAGCUUCAUUUUUGGGAAACUUGAUACAGGCCGACUUCAGUGUUAGCAUAAAGUGGAGCACCUUAUCAGUUAUACUCAUUACUGUUAUUGGGAACAUUUUAAAUCUAGUUCCUAUGCUUAACAAGAAUAUUAAAUUAUGGCCAUAUAAACUCACUGGAUGAUGUCCACCUGUAUACGGUUUUGCUAAUAUCUUUUUUCAUCAUGCGGAAAAUUUUAGAGAAUUGAAAGUUAUCAUAGCUACAAAACCAUUGAUUAUAGUUAGAAAAAGUACAACUCAUAGGUGAAUGCUACACAAUUAUUGUUUACUGUCAUCUGUUAGUAUUUACCACAGAAUGUGAUACUUAACUGUAGCCAGGAUGUCAGUAUCCAUCAAACUUUGGUGUCUACUGAGGUAAACAACUGAUCAGCAAGUGACAUUUUUGUGUUAGUCUGCAACAUUGGCAAUAAUGGGUUGAGUAUAAAUCUACCAAAACUUGUUUGUGGCGAUUUGUUUUUUGUAUGCAAAUGAACUUUUCUAAAUAAAAGAACUGUUAUCAAGUACAAAAUAAAUCUCUAAUGUACAAAAAACCAAAACAAAAUUCACUUCUGACUACCUGGCAUUGAUGGAUCUGUCAGAAUUAUGUUACCUGCGUCAAUAAGGGGAAUAAUGAUUACUCUUGAAAUAGGGUAUAACUAUUGAUGAUUAAGGUUAUCCUUUAACCGCUAACGUGCGACAGUCGUACACAACCGCUAACGUGCUGUCUAAGAUAUCGCUACCGGUUUUUGUUACUUUUUAUGAAUGGUACAACGUUUUUAUUAAUAAUAUUUAUUUGUAAAUGCUCAAAAAACAAUGUAAUUAAGUUUCAGUUAGACUAAGCGAUAACAUAGACAUAAAAAACAACACAAACAUGUUUUUCUGGCAAUUUCCAAGUUACUUCCUAUCUAACAUGCAUUCAAUGUACAUCUUCUUGGAACAUUGCAAGUAUAUGGGUUUCUGAUUACAGACUGUGUUGGGAUUUUCAAUUUUCUUUCAUUUGCAGAUAAUGUAAGGGAAUCUGAUCCUUUUCCAGCGUAAAUAUAGGCAUUAUUAAGGUAAUUAUUUCGGGCAUCUGUCAGGCACAUUAUUUUGAUUCCAUAACGAGCCGGUUUUUUCGGCAUAUAUAUUUUAAUUUUACAACGGCCCCAGAAUGCUACGAGCAUUUCAUCCACGGUAGCAUUAGUGCCAAUAGAGAAGGCAUUCUGGGAAUUAUCUAUGAAUUUAUUGGAUAUUUUUGAUAUGUGAGGCACAGGAUCGCCCUCAAUUUGUCGUUCAUUUCGUAAAGUUGCAUCGUCAAAUCUAAGAACAGUAAGGCUGCGGUCUCCAAUUUUCACGUAAUAUGCGUCUAGCGUUUGUUUACGUCACGUACUGCGUUUGUACGUCGUAGGCAACUUCACGUGGUCACUACAGAACAUUACGAAUGUUGUUGGCGUCAGUAUCAGUCGAGUACGAUCUUUUCAACUUGUUUUGUAAAAAAUGGACGAUGAAACAAUUUUAACUCUUCUUUUACUCGAAAAGGAGGAGGAUGACGAUUACUUAAUACGGAUGUCACUAAAGAAAAAGAGACGAAGAAAGCACGAGUUAUUUGUGAAGAGAAACAAAGAAGGUUGUUUUAACUUGCUGCUGAACCAAUUUUGUAAUAACGAUACCAAGUUUAUAGAAUAUUUUCGAGUGUCCAAGGAACAAUUUACACGUGUGCUGAAACUAAUUGAAAACGAUAUAACCAGACAACCAUCAAAAAGAUACCGUAAUCCCAUUUCUGCUGCAGAAAAAUUAGGUGUAACGGUAAGAGGCGUAACAAGGAUGUCUUCAACAGUCGCCUGAAGCAAACAAUGAAUGCCGACAAUCCUGAGGCUGGAGCCGACGUUGCCACAAUUACAGAAAAUUCGCAGAAAAUGGUGGGGAACGAAGAGAACGAAGAUAGUUGUAUAAAAUGUAAAGAGGAUAUAAAGGAAGAUUACUACACGUGUGACGUAUGUAAUGGGAAGAUUCACCAGGUUUGUGCACAGCUAAGUAGCUCAGGAGUGAGAUGUAUGCCUCUACAAAAAAGAACACUGCUAUAUAAUAAUAAUAAUAAUAAUAAUAA
Molecule: messenger RNA, 2959 nt
Organism: Acanthoscelides obtectus
Lineage: Eukaryota; Metazoa; Arthropoda; Insecta; Coleoptera; Chrysomelidae
Source: the annotation of a GenBank genome assembly